This is a messenger RNA of Fundulus heteroclitus (mummichog), 3813 nucleotides long. RefSeq lists its product as uncharacterized. NCBI's taxonomy places the organism in Eukaryota, Metazoa, Chordata, Actinopteri, Cyprinodontiformes, Fundulidae. The record is from RefSeq and is a predicted model, not a curated record. Gene Ontology annotation, molecular function: GTP binding.
UAUCUAAUGCAUGUGCUUAACAUUUUCAACAGCUGAAGUUGGUUUAUUGCAGCAGUUAAACAGGAAACAGUCUUUACUUUCACUUUCAGCUGAGACGGUGAAACAGCAGAACUGAUCCUGAAGUCUGAGACUAAACCACUUUAAACUGAAAUACUCCACUAUUUUAGACACUUUUUUUCCUUUGCUUGGUAGAAAAUUGAGUUUUAUCAGAUGUGAACCUUCAGGAUGGAUUAUCUGGGGAAUUACUAACAGACUGGCCGAAGGAUUUUUAAGGAUCAGAUUAACUGGAAUCUCUGAAGCCUUCUGCUCACUAACAUGGCGUCACCUGCAUCAGAUCGACUGCCUGUUAAAAAAAGCAGAAGCUAUGAAUUUAUUCCACCUGACAUGUCUGAACUCAGGGUGGUUCUGCUGGGAAGCAGCUGGUCCCAGAGGAGAUCAGUGGGAAACUUCAUAAUGGGAAAGGAUGUUUUUAACACUGAACCUCAGUCCUGUGUCAGAGUCUGUGGAGAAGAGGAGAAAACCAGAAUUGUUGUCAUCAACACUCCUGAUCUUCAGUUUCCAACUACAGCCAAACAAACACAGUUUAUCAAAGACUGUGCAAGAGUCUCUGCUCCUGGACCUCAUGUGUUCCUGUUGGUUCUGGAGCCUGAAAACAUCACAGAAGAAGAGAAAAACACGAUGCACAGAGUACUUCAAGCUUUUAACGAUCGAUCCUUUGAUCAUUCCUUUAUACUGAUGUUAAAUUCUGUACAAAGACAGCAGGACAAUGUUUUUGAAGAUUAUACGAAAAAGGCUUUAAUUCAGGAACUGAUCAGAAAAUGCAGAUACAGAUACUUAAAGAAGGAGGAUGUUGAGUGUCCAGAGCUGCUGACUCGUUUUGGUCAAAUUGUGAAAGAGAACAACGGAGAACAUGUGAGCUAUGAAGAGUUUGAAGAAGCAGCCACCAGCUUAACAGAUUCUCUUCAGAGUCGUAAAGGAAAGCCACCAACAGGUUCUCUAGUUGCUGCUGUUAAAGAUGCUGGUCUCAGUUGUCAAAUAUCCAGAACACAUCUGUCCUAUGAAGAAUCUGUUUUUAGGAUUGUGUUGUUGGGGGGAAGAGAAGAUAAAAAGUCAAAACUUGGUAACUUGAUAAUUGAAGAGCAGGAAUUUCAUCACCAGAAGCGCAGCGUGGCCUCCUGUGGAGAGUGGAGAGGAAAACCAGUGAUCGUAGUAAAAACUCCUGACAUGUUCAGUCUUUCUCAGGAAAAAAUCCUUGGAGAAAUGAAUAACUGUGUGAGGCUCUGUUACCCUGGACCACAUGUUCUGCUGCUGUUAGUGAAACCUUCAGAAUUUACUGUAGAGAACAGAAAAACAAUGAACUUCAUCCUGAGAUUGUUUAGUCCAGAUGCCUUCGGACAUUCAGUGGUCAUCUUAACCGAUGGAGAAAGUUCAUCUGUCAAUGAGCUCCUCAGGCUGGUCCAAGGCAGAUGCUACAACAUGAAUAAAAAUGAUCGCAGUCUGUUGAUGAUGGAGAUUGAGACCAUCAUGGUGGAAAACAAAGGAACAUAUCUGAGCUUCAGAGGAGAGACCAGCAGACCCCCUCAGCAACAGAUCAAACCUCCACUAAACCUGGUUCUGUGUGGAAGGAGAGGAGCAGGGAAGACCUCAGCAGCCAAGGCCAUCUUAGGUCAGACUGAGCUAAGAUCCUACUCAUCAGUUAGUAUUAAAAACCAGGGAGAGGUCAGCAGACGUUGGGUUUCUGUGGUGGAGCUGCCUGCCUUGCAUGGAAGAACUCAGCAGGAAGUGAUGGAGGAAUCAUUCAGGUGCAUCUCCCUCUGUGAUCCUGAGGGGGUCCACGCCUUCAUCCUAGUCCUACCUGUGGGUCCCCUCACUGAUGAAGACAAGGGAGAGUUACAGACCAUCCAGGACAUGUUCAGCUCUGUGGUCAAUGACUUCAUCAUGAUGCUGUUCACUGUGGAGUCAGAUCCUAAACAUCCAGCUGUUGUUAACUUUAUAAGCAGAGACAGAGACAUCCAGAGGCUUAUUCAGAGAUGUGGAGGAAGAGAUGUUGUUGUCAACAUCAAGAGCAAGCAGCAGAUCCCAGAACUGUUGGAGAUGGUGGAAAAAAUGAGACAAAGGAAUGAUAAGCUAUGCAGCUACACAACUGAAAUAUUCACACAUGCCCAAAUAAAAAGAAUUGUACAACUGAAGGAAAACUGCAGCUUUCAACAGGCUGAACUUGAUAAACUUAAAAAGGAUAAACGGAUAAACUGUAAUGAGGAACAGAAAACCCCAGAUUGUCUGAGAAUUGUUCUGAUUGGGAAAACUGGAUGUGGAAAAAGCUCCUCAGGAAACACCAUCCUAGGAGGAAAAAGGUUUAAAGCUCAAUCAAGUCAAACAUCAGUAACCAAACGCUGUCAGAAAGCAACGGGUGAGGUGAACGGUCUUCCCGUUGUUGUUGUCGACACUCCUGGACUGUUUGACUCAACUUUGUCUAAUGAAGAAGUUCAAGAUGAGAUUGUGAAAUGUAUGAGUCUCCUGGCUCCAGGACCACAUGUCUUCCUGCUGGUGUUUCAGAUUGGAAGAUUCACACCAGAGGAGAGAAAGACUUUAAGUUUGAUCAAGAAAGCAUUUGGAAAGGGUUCAGAAAAGUUCACCAUCAUCCUUCUAACUAGAGGAGAUUCUUUGGAGGAGGAUGAUGUGUCUAUUGAAGAUUACAUUGAAAACUAUUGUGAUGAGUCCUUUAAGAAACUGCUGGCUGACUGUGGAGGAAGACAUCAUGUGUUUAAUAAUCGAAGUAAAGAAAACCCUACGCAAGUUAAUGAGCUUAUAGAAAAGAUCAACAAGAUGUUGAAGGAAAAUGGAGGUACCUAUUACACCAAUGAUAUGCUGCAAGAGGCAGAAGCUGCCAUACAGAAAGAAAUGAAGAGGAUACUUAUGGAGAAAGAUGAAGAAAUAAAGAAAAAGAGGGAGGAUCUAGAAAGAAAACAUGAAGAAGAAAUGCAAAUUAUGAAGAUGAAAAUGGAAGAACAGAGAGCAGCAAUUGAACUAGAGAGAAAAGAGACAGACAAAAAACUGAGACAAAAAGAGGAAAACAUCAUGAAAGAGAUAGAACAAAGAAAGACUGAAAAAAAGAGGAGAGAAGAAGAAGACAGGAAAAGAAAACAAGACGAAGAAGCUCAGAGAAAACAAUGGCAAAAAAACUGGAAGCUUUUGCUGAUAAUAAAAUUAGAAUCCCAAAAAAAUCAAAUGGUUAAUAAGGAGUUGGUAGAAAGUAGAGAGGCAAUGAGAAAGGAGAAGGAGAAGUGGGAAAAUGAAAGAAAAGAUUGGUGGGAAAAAAGGCUUCACGAUGCUGAAGAGAUCAGGAAAUUUGUAGAUGCUAAAAUAAAAGAGCUCCAAAAAGAAUUUGAUGAAGAGAGAAAAAAAUCAGAAUACCAACGUAAAGAAGAAGAUACGAUCAGAAGAGAAAAGGAGGAGAAGCAACGAAAGGAGCCAGAAGAAAACUAUAAGAAACAAAUGGAGGACAUGAAAACUAAAUAUGAAGAGGAGGCCAGAAAACAAGCUGAAGAGUUCAAUGAGUUCAGAGAAAAAUACUCCCAAGACUUGGAAGCUCUGAUGGAAAAACAUGAUGAAGAACUGAGGAAACUGAAAGAAAAGGAGAAAGAAAUGGAAGAGAAAGUUAAGAAUAAAAGGAAAGAGUACAGUCUGCUGUAUGAUCUCACACGUCACAAUGAAGAGAAACUGAAAGAAGAGCUUGAAGACAAAGCUGGGAAAUUAGAGGAUGAAAAGAAGAGGAAGGAACAACAAAAAAAGAACUGCAAUAUUUAAAGGAAA